AUGGCAGCAGGCGCGCCGCGGCGCAGCCACGGCAGGACCCAGACGUCUGCCCUCAUGGCGGCCGCGUCGAUCGCCGGCAGCAGCGGGCAGCGGGCGGAGCCGUGCCGUGCAGUCUUGAUCUGCCCCGGCUUUUUGAGGGACUACACAGGGGAGGAGUCCACCGAGCUCUCCCACAACCUGGCGCAGCACCUGCAGACCGCCGCCAGCCAGUCUGGCGGCGCCGCGCCGGCGGUCGAG
Molecule: messenger RNA, 237 nt
Organism: Monoraphidium neglectum
Lineage: Eukaryota; Viridiplantae; Chlorophyta; Chlorophyceae; Sphaeropleales; Selenastraceae
Exons: 1
Source: RefSeq, a predicted model, not a curated record